Messenger RNA from Cataglyphis hispanica, 1250 nucleotides. RefSeq names its product frataxin homolog, mitochondrial (gene fh). NCBI's taxonomy places the organism in Eukaryota, Metazoa, Arthropoda, Insecta, Hymenoptera, Formicidae. Gene Ontology annotation, biological process: intracellular iron ion homeostasis; iron incorporation into metallo-sulfur cluster. The record is from RefSeq and is a predicted model, not a curated record. The transcript is spliced from 3 exons. Gene Ontology annotation, molecular function: 2 iron, 2 sulfur cluster binding; ferrous iron binding; iron chaperone activity. Gene Ontology annotation, cellular component: mitochondrion. The coding region runs from base 271 to 873 and encodes 200 amino acids.
AAUAUCAGAAAUUAUUAUUUUCCUUUUCAGCAAAAUCCAGCAGUUUGUUUUGAUAAAUGCUAAUCUUGUUUUUAAGUAAAAUUUCAAAGAAAUUUAUUGUUAUUAUUAUUGUUUAUAAAUCUACUGUUGAGCUUGUGCAAUAAGUAACAUCUUGCACGCGGUACGCGGGAUAUACUAUGUAUUGACGUAAUGUAAACAUGUGUCAGAAAAUUUCGUUGUAUUAAUCGGAGAGUUUGUUUAAUCAAUAAAACUUCAAAGAGACUGUUUAUCAUGUUGCCUAUCGUAACGAGAUAUAACAUAAUUUCGAGGAUAUCUUGUAGUUUGUUAAAUAAGACUUCGAUUAAAAAACGUAUCAUACAAGUGAAUAGAUGUAAAAGCUAUGUUCGAGGUUAUGUUAAUCUUAAUUCAGUACAUUUUUCGAAGAAAAAUUCUCAAACUUUAUUACAAUUGCCUCUAAAAAAUUUUAGUGCAGAUACCGAAUAUUCAACAGAAUACUCACUUAGCUCUGUGCAAUAUGAGAAGAUCUGUGAUGAAACUUUAGACUCAUUAAGUGAGUACUUUGAGGAAUUAAUCGAAGCAGCGGCACAUUUACCAGACGCCGAUGUAUCUUAUGGAGAUGGUGUACUGACUGUAAUGUUUGGUGAGCCAUAUGGUACUUAUGUUAUAAAUCGCCAAACACCAAACAAACAGAUUUGGCUCUCUUCUCCAAAAUCAGGGCCAAAACGUUAUGAUUUUAUAAAUGGUCAAUGGAUAUACAAACAUGAUGGCAAAACAUUACAUGAAUUAUUAAAUAAUGAGAUACCAGCGAUUGUGAAAAAUAAAGCAUGCUUUGAUAAAUGUUCUUUUAGUGGUAAAGAAAAACAAGAUAUGUGAUUGAUGAUUUUUCUUCUUAUUGAGACAUAAUAGAGAUUUAAUUAUGAUCUACUAUAAUUGUCUUUAUAUAAUUAUAUGUGGAAGGUACUAAAAAUUAGAUUUAUGAAAAAAUUGUAUAUAAAACUAAUUUAAAAUAAGUGAAAGAAAUUUCUCAACAAUAUAUGUAUAUAUAUGUAUAGAUACUACAGUGUAAAAUUUUUAUGUGAGUAAUUUUAAUAUAUCAAGUAAUCACGUAUUGUAUUGCAAAUAGACUUUUUAUAUUGGCACUUAUACACUAUUGUUACUUAUUUAUACUGUAGAUUGCAGCAUAUACAUAAGGAAUGUUGAAACAUGCAAGUUAUCUUAAAAAGGAUAUACAUGACAUAUUUACUAUGUAA